AUGGUCCGUCACAAGAAAGACAAUUUCUCUCGAGGAGGAAAGAAGUUCUCCGCCCCCCGCCCGCGACCGGUGCCCCGCGGUGACGACGAAGAUGCUGCAAGCUCGCCGCGGCCGGCCUUCAAGGCUGCCUGCUGGGACAUGGGACACUGUGAUCCCAAGAGAUGUUCGGGAAAGCGUUUGAUGAGGCUGGGUUUAAUGCGAGAGCUACAUAUCGGCCAGCGAUUCCCAGGCGUUAUCGUCUCGUAUGCAAAUCCUUCAUUUGUCGCAUUCAUUUUACUAAAAGAUCAACUCAGACCUAAUGCGAAGAAAGUCGUCUCUCCCGCCGACAAGGAACUUAUGGAACAAUAUGGCGCCGCAGUGGUGGAGUGCUCCUGGGUCCGAGUCAAGGAAGUACCUUGGUCGCGGAUUGGCGGCAAAUGCGAACGACUGCUGCCUUACCUCAUUGCGGCUAAUACGGUUAACUACGGCAAGCCAUGGCGAUUGAACUGUGUCGAAGCCCUGGCCGCCUGCUUCUGUAUCUGCGGACACGAAGAAUGGGCACGGGAAGUCCUCAAGAACUUCAGAUAUGGAGAAGCAUUCCUCGAGAUCAACUCCGAACUUCUUCAGCGGUACGCCGCCUGUGCGACAGAAGAGGAUGUGAAGAGGACAGAGGAGGAGUGGCUCGCCAAGAUCGAACAAGAGUAUGAAGACAGCCGCGCCGAGGGAACUAAUGAUAUCUGGACGACUGGAAACACCAACCGUUUGCCCGCCAAGAAAGGCUCCGAUGACGAGGACGAUGACGAAGAUGAUGAAUCCGGAGAAGAAGAUAGCGAGGAGGACGAAGAAGAUGAAGUCGACAGAGACCCAUUCGCGAUCUCCGAUGACUCGGAGGAUGAGGACCAGAUGGCAGAGAUUCGGCAGAAGAUUCUUAACUCCAAGGCUUUCCAAAAUCCAUCGGUCGAAGAAAAGCAACAGCCCGAGAAGAUCGAAAGACCGGAGCCUACAUAUGUUGACUCGGAUGCCGAGUCUGGGUCGGCUGGAAGCGAGGACGAGGACUUUGACAACAUUAUCAACGCGACUACGGUGACGGACCGUACCGGUAUCAAGGAUGUCCAGCGGCGACGGGGACAGGAGGCUGUGACUGCUUCAUUCUCGAGGACGGAGAUCUCUGCUCCGAAAAGAUGGUGA
Molecule: messenger RNA, 1167 nt
Organism: Penicillium atrosanguineum
Lineage: Eukaryota; Fungi; Ascomycota; Eurotiomycetes; Eurotiales; Aspergillaceae
Product: ribosome biogenesis TSR3 family protein
Exons: 2
Coding region: 1-1167 (388 amino acids)
Biological process (GO): maturation of SSU-rRNA
Molecular function (GO): rRNA small subunit aminocarboxypropyltransferase activity
Source: RefSeq, a predicted model, not a curated record